Heterocephalus glaber (naked mole-rat) is the source of this 4187-nucleotide messenger RNA. Lineage: Eukaryota; Metazoa; Chordata; Mammalia; Rodentia; Bathyergidae. The record is from RefSeq and is a predicted model, not a curated record.
GGCCCCGUCAGGACCCGAGCUGGACUGGCCCGCCUCUCCCAGCUCCCAGCGCCUCCGGUCCGCUCCUGUCCUCCACCCGGCUGCUUCCAGCGCCCGGAUCACUUCCGCAGGUCUGGAAUCUACAAUGAGUCGGCAGGGCUCUGCCCCUCUGGAGAAUCCAUCCUUGCCUUUCCAGCUUCUAGAGGCUGCCCACACUCCACCUUACACCAGCCUCUGCCUCUGUGGUCACGUCUCCUUCCCCGGGCUCUGACCCUCCUGCUUCCCCUGAAGGGGCCUGGUGAUCCAGCCAGGCCCACAUAGCGACCCGGAAAGCUCUUCCCCUCUCGGAUCCUCAGUCACUUCCAGAAGUCUCCAUCUGCUGUGGUUGGUGACAUCUCAGUUCCAGGGAUUAGAAGCUGUCUUGAUACGAUGACUGUUACUAAGUCUUGAUAAGACUGAAGCAUGUGUGAGCAUGUGACUGCCUCACAGCCCUGCCUUCAUGGGAACUGACAAGGAACAAGGAGGUGCACGGGUGAGACUCUAGGAAGCAGGCUACGUGUGUGGUCACUGGAAGGUCUCUGCCAUCUUGCUCAAGUAUCUUGUUACAGGUGCUGUUGUUUCCUGUCCCAAGACUGCUCUGUAAUGAUAUUUGCCAGGGAUUGAUUAUACUGCCCCACUUCCAGUGGCAUAUGCUGCUGGCAACUGGAUUUCUCUUCCUCCCACCACCUCCUUCCUCACCCUCCUCCUGCUGGGGAUGGACCCAGAGUUUCACAUGUGUUGGCAAGCUCUCUACCACGGAACUGCAGCCCCAGCCCUAGACUUCUUCUUAAGCAAUGAAAAAGAUGGGGACACUGAAGCUGAGCAAGAUUGCUAAAGGUCAUGGUUAGUGAGAGGUGAGAAUCCAGGCACUGCUGCUUGUAAUCCUGUGUCCUCGAGAUGACAGCGGGGUUGUUGGGUCAGAUGUGGAGGAAAAGCUCGAAAGGCUUCCUGCAUGUACUCACUCUCUACACUCCGAACUUGUCUACCUGGAUGCAUCAUUUUCUGCCCAAACAGCAGCUGUCUUUCUCAUCUUUCAGCAUUCACACCAGAAGUCCCUCUAAAGAGCUUCCUGCCAGCUGCGCCUCCCAGAUUCUCAGUGUGCCUGCCUGGCCAGGUGGAGCAGAAAACAGACCCCUUGCCAGUCACGCUGAGCUCUUACCCUGUAGGUCUGACCUCGAGGCCCAGCUGUGGUGUCUGCUCCUGAGCCAAGACAGGGAUGGCUGCUCUGGAAGGUCAACACUGGGCCUCCUCCCAGUGCCUGGACUGGCAGGGUUAGUUUCGAGCCCGACACUAUGGCAUCAUCACCUUCCCUCCCAGUGCCUCACUCGCAGCCCAGGAAGCCUCUGGGCAGGAUGGCUGACUGGUUCAGGCAGGCCCUGCUGAAGAAGCCUAGGAACGUGCCCAUCUCCUCGGAAAGCCACCUCAGUGGCGAUACGCAGCUGGCCUCACAGGACAGCGCCCCACCUCUGAGCCUCCGCUCAGUCGCGUCUUCUACCCCACCGCCAAUACACUCGGACACCAGCAGCAGUGGCCGCUGGAGCAAGGACUAUGACGCCUGCGUGUGCCACAGCGAGGAGGACCUGACUGCUGCUCAGGAGCUGGUCUCCUAUCUGGAGGGCAGCUCCAAUCAGCUGCGCUGCUUUCUGCAGCUGAGGGAUGCGACCCCAGGCGGGGCCAUCGUGUCUGAGCUGUGCCAGGCGCUGAGCAGUAGUCACUGCCACGUGCUGCUCAUCACCCCCGGCUUCCUCUGUGACCCCUGGUGCAAGUUCCAGAUGCUGCAGGCCCUGACCCAGGCCCCAGGGGCCGAGGGCUGCACCAUCCCCUUGAUGUCCGGCCUGACCAGAGACGCCUACCCCGCUGAGCUCCGCUUCAUGUACUACGUGGACGGCAGUGGCCCGGAUCGGGGCUUCCGCCAAGUAAAGGAAGCUGUCAUGCGCUAUCUGCAGACACUCAGUUGAAACUUUUUGUGGGGUCAUGGGACCCAGAAAGUUGGGGUCAAGCUGGAAAUACCUCAUACAGAGCCUUGGAUUCCAGGAGAGGUGACAGGAGGCUUUGGGAGCCAGUGUCUGGAGUGCCUUGUACAUGACCCUGGGAUCAGACUGCCCAAAGAGCUUCCAUUACUAUCAGUUCUCCAGGAAGGCCAGAGGGACGUUGGGGAUUCCCCCAGGAAGGCUUCAGGGACACUGGGGACUCCCCCAGGAAGGCCAGGAGGAGGCUGGGGAGUCCCCCAGGAAGGCCAGGAGGAAGCCAGAAAUUGGAGGCGGUAGGAGGAGGAGCUGAUACCUGGAGGAGCAGCUGUGUUUGGCCUGCUGCCUAAUUGGACAGAAGCCUAGUACACACCUGCCUUCUUCCCCAGAAUGGGUCACUGGUGCAGACAGGCCUCCCUCCCAGUGAUGAACUGGAAACUUAAGCUGCAGGCUCAGCAUGGAUACUCUUCCAGCUGCCUGGGGAACCCCCAGAAAAGGUGUCAGGAGAAAGCAACAGGUAUGGAGCCCUUCAUGCUCGCAUUACUGCUGUUCUCUUUCCCAGAGACAUCAACUUGCUUCAGAAAGCUAGGUGGAGGUGCAUUGUAUUUUAUUUAUUGCAUGACUCCCACUGAAGACACAGCUUAGAGCUGGAGGAGAAGCCCAGUGGUUCAGUGUGUGCUUAGCAUGCAUGAAGCCCUGGGCUUGAGUCCUACGACCAAACAUUUAAAAAAGAAAACCAAAACUACGAGUCAUUCUGAAUGUACUAGAAAGGAGAGGGAGCAGGUGGGGAGAGAAGGAAGCAGAGCUCAGGGCUCAGCCCCUUCUCCUGGUGCAGAACCCCACUGAUCCUUGACAACCCAGGGCCGCAUCGAAGGCCCAGUAGAACCAAAGCUGCUUUCAGCAUAGCUGUCUUCACCUUUGGACUGAGAGGAAUCAGCAUUUUUCUUCUGGGAGAGACUAUGUUCUUUGUAGGACAGCUGGAUGUCCUGCAUCUGUACUCAGUAAGUUUGUUGUUGAACUAAAUUUGUUUCUCCCAGUGUGUACUUUUAUGCCUCUUCUGUCAUUUUCCUCAUCACAUGCCCUCUUUACUGAAAAACAAAAAUUUUUAAUUAUGAAUAAUUAUACCUGAUGUGCACACCUGCAACCCCAGGACUCGGGAAGGUGAGGCAGUUGGAGGCUAGCCUGGGCUACACAGCAAGACUGUCUCAAAAAACCAAAAAAGGGCCAGGGAUUUAGCUCAGCAGCACUGCGCCUGCCUUGCAAGUGCAAGGUCCUGAGUUCGUUCCCCGGUACCAAAAAAAACCAAAAAAAAAAAAAAAAAAAAAAGGGGUUGUAGCUCAGUGCAAAGGCUCUGAGUUCAAUGCCCAGAACUGAAAAAAAAAAAAAUCAUCCCUAACAUGAUUCUUUGUCCCCUGCAUUCCAGUCCCCUUUACUUUCCUCACCAGAAAUAAUCACUAUUCUGAAUUUUGAACUUAAUCACUCCCAGCUUUUCUGUAUAAAGUUCCUGCAUUUUUGCAUCCCUGCCAAAAUGUUGUUUAAUUUUAUGUGGUUUUAUAUUUUAUACAAACAUCAUUAUAAUGUUUGUAUUCUGUGGAUUUGUUUGUGAGAUUUAGACACAUUGAGGCCUGUCACUCCAGUUAAUUCCUUCCUUUCAUCGUGUAAAUAUGCUACUAUUUAAUUACACAUUCUACAAAUGGGUACUUGAUUGUUUCCAGUAUUUUGCUAUUAAAGACAAAGAGCCUGGCUGGGCAUGGUAGCGCACACCUGAAAUCCCAGCAUUUAGGAGGCUGAAGCAGGAGGACAGGUGUGAGUCUGAGGCUAGCCUGGGUUACAUAAUUUUUUUGUUGUUUGGUACCAGGGUUUGAACUCGAGACCUUGUGCUUGAGAGGCAGGCAGUGGAACCACUGAGCUAAAUCCCCAGCCCUAGACUGGGUUACAUAAUGAAUUCAAAGCCAUCCUGAACUACAUAUCGAGACCCUAUCUGAAAAAACAAACAAACAAAACCAAAGAGCCAGCCAGACAUGGAGGGGCACAGCUGUGACCCCAGCUACUGGGGAGGCUGAGUCUGGAGAAGCACAUACUUGAAACCAAGCAACUUAAGACCCUCUUUCAGAAUUUGGGAAAAAAAUGGCAGAGGACUGGAGAUAUAGCUCGGUAGUCCCUGGGUACGGUCAAUCCCCAGUACCACCAAAAAAAAAAAAA